UCCGUCUUACCCGUGGGCACUCUAUAAGUCCCCGCUCGCCGUCGCGUCCACCUCUGCCACCAAGAGACAGAGCACAGGGGUCAUCCGUACGAUAAUUGCUGCCUACACGCACCCCUGGACGUGUGCAACCACUCCAGCCCCCGUCCGGCCUCACAGACCCCUUCUGGCCCCUCUCCCCUCAACUCCCCUCGCCAGAAUCCAGCAACGACCACGAUGGCGCGCGAAACCCCCCGCUACCAGCCCUUUCCCGCGCAGGAGAGCGAUCCCCUGCUGGGGCCCAGAUACGGGGCCAAAGACUCGCCCCUCAGCCGACUCCGCCGACAUCUCCGCACGGAGGUCAAUCCCCGCAGGGGCGACCUUCUCCUCAUCUGCUGCUACGUGAUCACGGGACUGUUGGACAGCGCGGCGGUGUUCAUCUGGGGCUCGUUUGUGAGCAUGCAGACGGGCAACACGGUGUACUUUGGGCUGGGGCUGGCCGGACUGGACGAGACGCAGCGCUGGCUGAAGUCGCUGAUCUCCAUCGGCAGUUUCUGCGUCGGCUCCUUCGCCUUUGCCUGGUUUCACCGCCUCUUCCGCUCGCCGCGCCAGCGCGCCGCCCUCGCCCUGUCAUUCACCCUGCAGACGGUCUGUGUCGCCGUCGCCGCGACCAUCGUCACCCUGAAGCAGACCGGUAGGGAUGACCUGCUGUCGUGGAAGAUCGCCGUGCCGCUGGCGCUGGUCGCGUUCCAGAGUAGCGGGCAGGCCGUCACCAGUCGCGUCCUCAGGUUUAGUAGUCUGACCAGUGUGGUCCUCACCAGUAUCUACUGUGACCUGUUCUCGUAUCCGGAGCUCAUGUCGACGAAUGCCAUCAAGGAUCCCGAUGAGUGGAGGCGGGUGGGAGCCGUGCUGGGACUGCUGCUGGGAACUCUGCUGGGGGGAUCGUGGGCCAAGAGCGCGGUCGGGCUGCCGGGCGCAUUGUGGACGGCGGUGGUCUUGAAGGGGAUGAUUGCCAUGGCCUGGCUGUGGUGGAGGGGCGCGGACGAGACAGAGCGACAGGAAGAGUAGUAGUUAGUGUGCUGCCUCGGGAGGUAGCCUCGGGGCUACUCGAUAAGAUUGGGAUCCCUGUCUUCAGGCUCCCGCUUAUAUUCGCCUGCAAUUUUGGGUGUUCCAUGUACCUGGUCAUCGUCAUCACACACCAACCAUGCAUCCUCCAUAUUACGCGGGGAAGUCAAGAACGUGUCAGUCGUAUUGCCUGAAGACCCAAAUAUUUGUAUUAACAACACACCAUACAAUCUACCUCGGUCCAGGUAUCGGCAAAGAGUAAUUAGGCCGACAUAUUCACUGCUCCCGGGCCCGAAUCAUCGCUUGUCCGCUUCGGCUUAACAACGAAUUUCCGAUUUUCAUUAUUCUGUCCAGUCCCCUCAUGACACCCCGCCUAUCCAUCAGAGUACAUCCUCACCACAGACUGACAAUUCUAGGCUUGCAAACCCCCACCAGGAUCGGGUCU
Molecule: messenger RNA, 1486 nt
Organism: Aspergillus heteromorphus CBS 117.55
Lineage: Eukaryota; Fungi; Ascomycota; Eurotiomycetes; Eurotiales; Aspergillaceae
Product: YoaK family protein
Exons: 1
Coding region: 214-1044 (276 amino acids)
Source: RefSeq, a predicted model, not a curated record